UCAUACAUAGUUUGGUUUUAUGUUCUGUAAUGCAAUGAGGUGACUUUUAUAUCGGGGAAGACGGUAAUAUCUGUUUGUGAACAUAUGCGAAGUUUUGACAGUGGAUAAAUAUCGAGAAGUAUCAUUUAAGUGACACUGGCUAUGGAGAACUUGGGAGGGGAUAUCGCCUCAGUGCAGAACCGGAGUUUUUAUCCGUCUGCUUUUGGGGCUCAGUCAAGUCGAUCGGCAUCGGGGUCAGUGGUAUACUCCAUUACGGACAGGACGGCCUCUCUCAGUCCAGAGUCUAUUAAAACGUACGCACUUAUUCCUGGCUCUCCAGCCACCGCAAAUCCUCCCAUCGGUUUCGGCUGUCAUUUUGGAAACUCUUACUAUGGUUGCAAAAUCCCACAUGGUGCCCCUUUGCAGCACGCCGCAACGAAACAAACUACUCUUGCGUCUUUAUGUGGACAUUCGGUGGACAAGCGUAUGGAUAUAUCAGGUUUUGGCAGCAGCAACGUGCACUGCAACGAAAUUCCAGGAAGGGCUGCGGAGUUUGGCGUUUACCAAGGUUAUUCAGGGUCCUACUCCCGGAUUCCUGGAUAUAUCGAUGUACCUGUUGUACCAAGAGCCGCUGCUGGCUAUCACAGACACGAGGCUGUUUUACCCAUUGACGGAUACCAGCCGUGGAACUGGUCAAAUAGUUGGAACAGUCAACUUCAUUGCCCCAAAGAACAGACACCGAGCCCGCACUCUUGGAAAUACUCUCUCGCAGGAGAGACAGGAUUGAAAGAGACGCAUGUAAGUACUUUAUACCGGCGUGGAAGGAAGAAGAGAGUACCGUACGCCAAACCUCAGCUGAAGGAACUUGAACGAGAGUACACUACGAACAAGUUUAUUACCAAAGAUAAACGGCGAAAGAUAGCCUCUUCUACCAACUUGUCAGAGAGACAAGUCACGAUUUGGUUUCAGAACCGUAGAGUCAAAGACAAGAAAAUGAGAUCCAAAUUGAAGGACGUUCAGACUUAUUGUUGACUUGACUGAAAACGCCAGAUUAUGUUUGGUAUGUGAGCGAUUUUUUUUUUUUUUUUUUGCCUAUUCGUAUUUUAGUAUUUUGUGGACCUUCUUUCUGCCGAGCCAAAGCUCUUCACUGUAAUACGUAUAAAUGCUUGUAUGGGAUGUAUAGCUGAAGUAAUUUUAUUUGAAAAAUGCAUCUUGGUCAAAUUAUUUAAUAUCUUCCUUUGCCUUAGUGCUGUGUUUCAGUAAUGAAGCCCCAAAAUGCUUUAUUUAAUAUAAUAUAAUGUAACCUAUAAACAUAAAUCUAAUAUUAUGACAGAAAUACAUGUAUCAUAAUGGCAGUGUCCCAGGUACAGAAAAAUAUGUUAUAAAACUAUACGAAACUGACCUCAGUUCUUACUCUAUACAUGUUAGUUAUGUUGACAUAAGUACAUGUAUAUGCUACAUGUCUUACACUAUGAGGUAGAUUAAUUGUGCUUUAACUUUCAAAACUAACCAAAAAAUACAAAAACAGCACACUCAACAGUCUGCUCCGAAAGAAGCUUUAGCGAAAGUUAUUUCACACACACACACACACCACACACACUCACAUUCAUAUGCACACACACACACACCCACACACACACUUGUCUGAAUUGCCUGAAAGUCAUAAUGAACACAAGUUUAUAUUUAAGAACUAAAAUUUUGUAUUAGAUUUAAUAUAAUGUUCAAGAACACGUGAGGUCUCUUUCUCUGUGAAAUCUAACAUGGCCGCAAACAUUUAGUGGACAUUUCUGUUUUGUUAUAUUAUUUUAAUGGAUUCUUUUUUAUUCAUGUUGUCCUCCAGAUCCGACUGUUUAUAAUAAAGCAAAUCAGUUGUCUGCAA
This is a messenger RNA of Anguilla rostrata (American eel), 1858 nucleotides long. RefSeq names its product homeobox D13a (gene hoxd13a). The record is from RefSeq and is a predicted model, not a curated record. The transcript has 2 exons. The coding region runs from base 142 to 1011 and encodes 289 amino acids. Gene Ontology annotation, molecular function: RNA polymerase II cis-regulatory region sequence-specific DNA binding; DNA-binding transcription factor activity, RNA polymerase II-specific. Lineage: Eukaryota; Metazoa; Chordata; Actinopteri; Anguilliformes; Anguillidae. Gene Ontology annotation, biological process: regulation of transcription by RNA polymerase II.